CGCGCUGACCGCCCCCUCCCCCCACAGGUCCAUGCUGGGCAGAGUCGCGGCGCAGGCGUUCGGCUUCGACCAGACGUUCCAGGCUUACCGCAAGGACGAAUUCGUCAUGGCUUUCUUCAAAGACCCAAAUGUCAUUCCCAAUUUGCAGUUACUUUCAGAUUCUUCUGGACAGUGGACCACUUUAGGAACUGAAGUGAAAAAAAUUGAAGCUAUAAAUGUUCCUUGUACACAGCUUUCAAUGUCAUUUUUUAACCGGUUGUAUGAUGAAGAUAUUGUACGAGACAAUGGACAUAUUGUUAAAUGCUUAGAUUCUUUUUGUGAUCCCUUUCCUAUUUCUGAUGAGUUACGAAAAAUGUUGCUCGUGGAAGACUCCGAAAAGUAUGAAGUAUUCAGCCAACCUGAUAGAGAAGAGUUUCUGUUCUGUCUUUUCAAACAUCUUUGCCUCGGUGGAGCCCUUUGUCAGUAUGAAGAUGUGCUUCACCCAUACCUGGAAACCACGAAGCUCCUCUAUAAAGAUCUAGUGAGUGUUCGAAAGAAUCCUCAGACCAAGAAAAUACAAAUUACUUCUUCUGUCUUUAAAGUCACAGCAUAUGAUGGCGCUGGUGUGUGCUACCCUUCGACGAAGAGUCACGAACAGACAUUUUCUUAUUUCAUUGUGGAUCCAAUCAAGCGUCAUGUUCAUGUUUUAUACCACUCUUAUGGUGUGGGGGAAAUGUCUUAACAGGUUCUUUCAGAUUAUCUAUUUUGAUAUUGUUUUAUUUACCAAUUUUUAAUUUUAAUGCCAAUUUAUAGGUAAACAUUUACUUUGCAAGUCAAUUCAAGUAAAAUAUAGAGAACCUACUUGGAGCAGAAGGAGACAAGUACCAAGAUGCCUUUCUUUAAAUGUAUCUGGAAUAGUAACGUGAGGACCAAAUUCCAUCCCGAACACAAUCUACACCAGUACAGUCUUGGAAUUUUUGCACAAAGUUACAAAGAACUAAAAAUCCAGUUCAUAUUUGUUGCAUUAAGAUUUAAGUAAGCCCUCGGUUUUCCAUGUGUUUUAUUUUAGAAGCUAAUUAAUUCUGGGUUGAAAUUGUGGCAGAAAACUGAACAUCACUCUAUUGAUCAUUAAUAUGAACUGUUCGCUUUUCAAAUUUGAGUUUCAUUUCAUUACAUUUCUUCAUUGCAUAAAGAUUUACGUUUCUAGGGCUGUAAAGUGCAUAACAAUUCCUUUGCUUCAUUUGUUCCACUUAAAAUCCUCAAUAAAACAGUAAUGUUCUG
Messenger RNA from Odobenus rosmarus divergens (Pacific walrus), 1260 nucleotides. RefSeq names its product chromosome unknown open reading frame, human C11orf70 (gene CFAP300). The transcript has 6 exons. The coding region runs from base 32 to 721 and encodes 229 amino acids. NCBI's taxonomy places the organism in Eukaryota, Metazoa, Chordata, Mammalia, Carnivora, Odobenidae. The record is from RefSeq and is a predicted model, not a curated record.